Molecule: messenger RNA, 597 nt
Organism: Dermacentor andersoni
Lineage: Eukaryota; Metazoa; Arthropoda; Arachnida; Ixodida; Ixodidae
Source: RefSeq, a predicted model, not a curated record
GGGUAUAAAAGCAGCGCGUCUCACCGGCACGAGACACACUCCUCUUCAAAUCGAUCAGAGCCAUCAGUUUCCUUGGGGCCAAUUCACUAGUGAUACACCAUGAACACCUUGGCCUUGGUCGUCGCCUGCCUUUUGGUGGCCGGAGCCAACUGCGCUGCCGUCUUCACCUACGGUGUCCCGGCUGCCGUGCCCGUGGUCCACCAGCCCGUGGUGUACCAGACCGCGGUGAGGGCUCCCGUGGUGGCCCACCACAAGGAGCUGGUGCACGUUCCACACCACGAGUACGGAUACGCCGUCGAGCAGGACAAGGUAGUCCAGCCAAAGUCAACCGUGGUCCACCACGACCCACUGACCGGCCUGCCCUACCAGCAGACCGACUACCACCACGCCCCAGUGCUGACCGGUUCCCGCACCUACGUGCACCACAGCCGGCCUGGUUACGUCGCCGAGCGCACCAAGACCUACGUCAUCUGAGCAUGCCCCUAAGCCCCAUGACAACGCAUCCGAACUACAUAUGGUCAGUUGGUUGACCAACCAUCCCGGAUCCGUAUCGCUUUGUUGGCGUCUCUGUUAAUAAAUACAAAUCUUUUGUUAUCA